This is a messenger RNA of Corythoichthys intestinalis (scribbled pipefish), 918 nucleotides long. RefSeq names its product chemokine (C-C motif) ligand 27a (gene ccl27a). The transcript has 3 exons. Gene Ontology annotation, molecular function: chemokine activity. The coding region runs from base 70 to 360 and encodes 96 amino acids. Gene Ontology annotation, biological process: immune response. Gene Ontology annotation, cellular component: extracellular region. Lineage: Eukaryota; Metazoa; Chordata; Actinopteri; Syngnathiformes; Syngnathidae. The record is from RefSeq and is a predicted model, not a curated record.
AGCCAGGUACACAAGUAGUAUAUAAAAAGUGGAAGAGCACGUUUUCUUUAGCUCACGUUCUCUGCCAUUAUGGAUCUGAAAGUGGUCGUGCUGACCUUGUGCCUCGUUGCUUUGGCCAUUGACUCUACUGAAGGUGGCAUCAGUAAAUGCUGCAUGAAUACCCGAAAGACUGUCCCGAAGCUGGUGCUUAGGAAGGUCCAAACAUGGUACAUGCAGGACAGCAGUGGCCCUUGUGACAUUGACGCUCUUGUCUUAUAUGUGGUUGUCUGGAAGAAGCCCAUUUGUGUUCAUCCCAACAUGGAGAAAGACCUGAAAAGAGUUCUGAAGAUGAAGAAGAUGAGGCUGGGAAAAACACACUGACAAGUCAAAGGAAAGGGUUCAUGUGAAUUCAAUUACACGUUUAGUUUUUUUUUUUUUCAUUGGGGUAAAUAUCACUGAUGACUUCUGCUAUUCCAUGAUUUUAGUGUCAGUAAUUCCUGUUCAUGCCUUUUCCUGCCAAUAUGGUCUUUAAGGGCUUGCAGACCGUCUGGGCCGUUCUUUUGUUUUUAUGAUGCUAAACACUUUCUUCUUAUUGCUUCUGCUGGACAUUGUUUUACUUGCAAAUAAACUCAACCACUUCAAUAUUAGGCAUCUGCAAUUCACUGCAUUUGAUCGACAUGGAGGUGGGGAAUGAUUAUCACCUGAAUAUCAUUUUGAAUCAUUCUGAAUUCCAGUUUCCAUGCUAAUGUAUUGGUGCACUCACAGACAAAAAGUAGUUGAGCAUCAGUCAACAUCAUUUCUGCUUGCCUAGUCGAGCACUGGUACAUUUCGACUCUCACCAGCAGAGACUUGUUUUUUCACUCGCUUCGGACUUUAGGCCCACUUCAGCUGCUCCUCUCUUUCUCCUCUCCCUUAUCUUUUUUUCUGUUCUCACUCAGG